CUGUCAAAUGAAGACGAGAAUCAGAAAUGCCGAAAGUGAACAGAGUCUAGAAAAUCUUUCGUGUGACGUGAAUGGUCUGCUGUUAUAAAAUUAGUGAUGUCAGGCAGUGCGCCUCCCCUGUGGAACCAAUCAGGGAUGAGGAUGAACCCGGAGCCCCCCUCCUCGCAGAUGAGGGCCACAACAGACCAUUACAACAACAAUCCUCAUUCCAGGAAUCCAACCGCUCAGGGUGGCGGCCAAGAUGAUACAUGGGGCUGGGGGUGGGACGAUGACUCCCCCGCCCAGGAAGAUAACGAGUGGGGCUCAGGGUGGCAGAAUGUGGACAGCGGUCCCACUCCUCCACAGCAGCAGCCCACGCCACCCACAGUGGGUUCAAUCCAGAGGCCCACCUCCCAUCAGUACCCGUCUCCCAAUACAGCAGCACCGCCUCCAACGAAACCUCCCGUAAAUAGUUCAGACUUUUUCGAAAACAUCGAUCUUGCCGGGAAAUAUUCGGACAACAACAAUAAGUUUCAAGCAGACCGGUACGCUAACAGUCCGCCGCUAUCUGAGAAACAGUAUGCAGUGCAACAACAAGUUCCUCUGAGGACUAAAGAGGAGGAACAUUAUCAACAACAGCAGCAACUUCACCAACAACAACAGUCGUACUCGUAUUUUCAGUUUUCGCCGUCCGACAACCAAACGAAAUUGAGUUCGCCUCAGAUUCCCGAUCUGUUCGGUCCCCCUGGAGCUGCAACACCCUCUUACAACAAUGUCUCCUCUGCGAAUCAACCUCCCCCUCCACUACAAACUCCGCCCCUAAACAGCUACAGUGGAAUGUACAAUAACUACCAACAUCACAAUGAUAACAGCUCCAGUUUCCCCCCGGAUGCGCAGUUAGGUAACAGUUCUGUAGGGCCGCCUCCUAAGGCUGUCAAUGCUUAUUUCCAACCCCAACCUGAGUACAUAGAACAGAUGCAGAACUAUAGUGUCUAUAAACAACAUCAGCAAGAGCAGCAACUGAGUUAUGGCGAUCAGCAACAAAAAUAUGGUGAUCAACAACAACAGAUAUAUGGGGAUCUGCAGGAUCAACAACAGAAUUUCGGUGAUCAGCGACAUAAUUAUGGUGAACAACAACUGAAACAUAGUGAUCAUCAGCAGAGUUAUGGUGAGCAACAACAGAAACCUGUUGAUCAACAACAUAGACAGGAUCAACAACAGUUAUAUGGUGAUCAACAACAUAUUCAUGGGGAUCAACAUCAAAAAUACGGUGAACAGUUUGGUGUGCAACAACAGAUGCCUCAAGGUCAACAGCAUAUGAUGUACCCCUAUGGCGCCGGUAAUGUGGAUUCCUAUUCAGCAGGGUUUACAAAUGGUGGAACUCAGCAACCGGUUUCAACCGGUUUUGUUGAUAGUAAGUCACCACCACUUCCCCCUCCAGCUUCUUCACCGUUUGCUGCUACUCCAGCAUCUACCGAGGUGGAAAACGUGGAGGUGGCUCCUCCCGAGCAGCCUCAAAAAAUUCCCACUUUGUCGACCAACAAAUCCAGUUCGUCUUUGUUGUCCACUUCGGCAUCGUCCACAUCUUCGCUGCAGUUUGCUGGUGGACAGGCGCGCUGCAAUUUCCCCGACAACCAGGAGACCGUUUUUCCGGACAAUGAGGAACGGCCUUCGUCGUACGACUCUGAGUCACUGACUGCGCAGAUGAGCGGUAUGCGGCUGAAUGCUGCAGGUGCGAAUGUUGCAGUUAGUGCUCCACAACAUGUGACAGUCCCGAAUGCUCCACAACAUGCUACAGCUCCGAAUGCUGCACAGCAAGUGGCAGCCAGUGUGUCGCAACAAGUGGCUGCUCACCCGGUUAGCGUGGCAGAGUCGUCCAGUUUAGAUCAGUGGAACGCAGCUCCCGGCUGGGAGAACCAGGAGGUGGCUCCGUCGCCGUCACCCGUGAACGUGGCCAAGGAGCAGGCGAACCGGUUUGCUGUCGACCGCAAUCAGUACCUUGAGACCGGCCAUCUCUCCUCCAAUCCGGCGCAGCUGGCCUCACUCGACAACGAUGUCGACACCAAUGAUGAAGAAGCUGCACCUCCACCGGGCUUACACCGUAUGGUGACGGGACAAGUGACGGAAGGCGAGCAGGCCUCCGACACAUCAUCGAGUCUGGCGGUGACAUCACAAGAUGGCGGCCUGAUGCAGAGGAUGGUGGUCGGCUCAGGGCAGGAGUCGUCGAUCGGAACCCGGCAGGUGCCUGGCCACGCCCAUGGCCAAUCAGGAGCCGGUGUUGCCGACCAGGAGGCGGGGUCUCAGCUGACCACGCCCCCGCCGCCGGCCGGCCAAUCGCAGCAGCCCUGGCGCAUCAGCGAGCGACCCGAGGAGCGACUGGUGCCUGGACAAGGGGACAUGAACGAGGUCCGCCUAGUAGCAGGGCAGGGAGACGAGCAACCUCCGCCCCUGGGCCAGCGGCUAGUUCCCGGACAGCCGAGUGACGAUGAGAUGUCCUCCAACCCAGUAACUGCCCCCAACAGGAGUCAAGGGCCCCCGGCAGCUGGUGCUGCCUCCAGGGGCCAAGUGCCGCCUGCAGCUGGGGCCGCCUCCAGGGGCCAAGUGCCACCUGCAGCUGGUUCCGCCUCCAGGAGCCAAGCUCCGCCCCCCGGGUCGAGAGGUGAGGUGGAUGGAGGCGGUGGUGAGGGUGAGGAAGGCGGCAGACGCGUGAGGGUAGGGAGGCAGGGGGCGGCUGAACAACAGACGCCCGGUGAUGGACAGGAUAGUGAUGCUGGUACCAAUGCGACCAAUACUGGUCCUAACACUGCACCGGGAGAUGCAUCGUCUCGCGGAGGCAUGCAGCGCUUCGUGUUGGGCCACAACAACUCGACAGGGGGUGAAGAUGAGGAGGAUGAGGGGGCCCUCAGUGGUGACGAGGCAGAUGCCCCCGCAAGUGGCACGGGGGGCCCCAGUGGACCGCCGCCCCCCGGCUUUCAUCGUAUGGUCGUCGGCGAGCUCAGAGGAAAGGAAAAGGAUGUCGAUCGGUCGAGGGACAAGGAUACAGAUGCCGAGGACCGUGAGAAAGACAGAGAUACAGAGUAUUCGGACUCUGAAUAUAGAGGGAACCGAUCCAGGAAGUCCCGGCCAAGGAGAGACAGCUACAGCGACGAUCGCGACAGUCGCGACUGUGCCAGCGACAGAGAGCGCCACCAUCACUACCACGACUACUGGGACCGGCACUGGGACAGCGGGGGCGGCAGUCCCAAGGCCGUGGGGGCGGCACCGCCUUCGGUCGGAGGCGGCAAUUCCCGUCACAAGCAUCGCGGUCAGCGGCGCGGAGAUGAUCGGCACAGCUACGAUCAUUCUCCUGAGUACAGAAGCGAUGAUGAAUACGAUCACAGAGAUAGACACGAUUAUAGAGAUCAUAGGAGGGAUAGAGACAGAGAUAGGGAUCGAGGAGAAACCGACAGAGACAGAAGACGGAGAAGUCCGAGGCCUUAUCGAGAUGACUACUACUAUAGGGAGGAUGUUGACUAUAGGGAUGAUCCUAGGAGACGUAGAGGAGAUAGGCGAAUGCAUUACGAUUACAGAGGAGAAGACUACUAUUCGCGUGAAAAUAGGUCUAGGCCCACCAGCCGUUCAGGUUCCGACUACCGCCGCCAGGCCGCACCACGUGACUUUGUACCCACACCACGUCACCACAGCAACGCCUAUUACCCGGACCCAGGCGCAGUGAACCCAUACCAGUACUACUACCAGAUGCAGCAGUACUACGAGGAGAUGCGUCGCACCGACCCGCAGCGCUAUGCCAGCUGGUACGAGCAGUACAUGGCGGGCAAGCUGCAGUACGGGCAACCGAUGCCAGGAGGCAGCACUGCGGUCACCUCCCACCACGACGCUGACCGUGCCAGUGUGCACUCGGGGCGCAGCUCUGCGCAGGCGCAUCGCACCAACAGUCACACAGAUCGCUCGCUAAACGACAUCAGCAAGACGGGCGACGAAGACGACUUUGGUGAAGAAGUGGAGUCUCAGCGCAACACUCCACCUCUGUUCAUCGGCUCGCACACCAGAGUGCACCUCAGUCGCCAGAACCAGCUGUCGGUCGUGUGGCCGACCGACUACGACACGACUGCGACCGUGUCGCUGCUGCAGCUGACUGCCGCUGCGGUCGGAGCCGACAGCUGUGAUGCAGAUCUGGCUGAACUGCUGGAGUGCCCGGGCCCCUUCACGGCCGGAGUCACUCAUAAGAGCACCGUUGUGCAGUAUCUGAAACGGCGCAGUGAGAUGUCGACGCGCAGUUCGGAGCGGCUGCUCUAUGAUUUGAUACUGUUGGUGGUGCGGCUUAAUGGGGUAGUAGACAAGAACGACGUAGCCGAACUCCUAUUGGCGAGCUACAAGGAGAAGAAAGCGCUGAGUCAGCAGACGACGUCUGAGGAGGAAGCCAGCCUGACGGCGUCGCAGCAAGAGGUGCAAGGCUGGAGCAUGGACGGGGGGGCCAAUAUGGCGGCUGCCCCCACCCUGUCCCAGCAUGAGAUCGUCGCCAAGUUCAGGGAUCUGCUGUUGGAGGGCAACAAGUCUGAUGCGCUAGAAUGGGCAAUACAGAACAAAAUCUGGGGCCACGCGUUCUUCUUGGCGUACAAGAUGGACGCUCGCACCUACAACAACGUGGUACUGAGGUUUGCCAAUGGCCUGGCUGUCAACGAUCCUCUGCAAACUCUCUAUCAGACCAUGUCCGGCAGAGAACCUCAAGCUGCUACCUGUGCAGCUGAUAAGAAGUGGGGAGAUUGGAGAACUCAUCUAGCCAUGAUGCUCAGUAAUCCGUCGGGAAAUGCCGAUCUAGAUAGAAAGUCUGUUAUCACGUUGGGAGACUCAUUAGCAAACCGAGGUCGACUGUUCGCGUCGCACUUCUGCUACCUGACGGCGCAGGUGAAGUUCUCGGACUACACGGACCGCAGCGGGGCUGCCAAGUUGGUGCUACUGGGCAGUUCCCAUCAGCUGCCCUUCACUCAGUUCGCCACCUGUCGCGCCAUCAUGCUCUCGCUCUGCUACGAGUAUGCCAUGCGUCUCAACAAGAAGGACUUUGUUAUGCCUGCUCUUCAGACCUACAAGUACCUGCUAGCCGUGCGCCUAGCGGAAUGCAACAGGCUGGCAGCGGCACUGCAGCACCUGGAGUACCUGGCCAUCGACCUGACCAACCUGCCGCUGGCCGACAGUCGGCCGCUGGCCAUCAGGGUAGCCGAACUGGCCGACGCACUCAAGAUGGCCGACCCCCUCUGCACCGAUCCAGACACUGAUCCCGACUGGCUGGCCAACCUCAAGCAGAUGCUCGAUGAUAUCAGUGAAACUAAUUUGCAAACAUCAAACAUGAGCCGCGCGAUCUCAACAUCAACUGUGUCAACGUCUGGAGCUGACUUGAAUUCCAAUCAGCAGGGAAUGGAGGUUCCGAUGUACGGUGACAACACCAACCUGCAUGGCUGGGGUCAGCAGCAGCAGCAGCCUCCUAUGACUUAUGACCAAACUGAUAGCAAUGGCAUGCUGAAUCCAAAUGCGGUUCCCAUGAUCAGCAAUCUCCAGCAGCCGUAUCAGCAGUCCCAGUUUCAAACAGAUUAUACAUCACCGCCCACUUACGGCAUUGACCAGCCAAUCAGCAGCAUUCCUCAGCAACCAAAUCAGCAGCAGCAACCAUGGGAGCAGCCAGCCGCCAACUCCUGGCAGAAUCAGCAGCACAUGUAUCAGCAGGACCAGCAUCAGCAGUAUGGCAUGCAAGAUCAGCAACAACAGCACGACAUGAAUCAUCAGCAUGAUAUGAAUCAUCAGCCAACUGAUGCUGGGUACUCGACAGGUGGCAUCACGUUGAACUCUGGGCCAUCGUCCUACUACAAUAGUGCGUCACAACAACAGCAGAAUCAUCAGCAACCUCCCCAGCCACUCACUGAUAAUAAAACUCAGACAGCCAAAGACAAGCCGAAUCCUGAGCCGAAAGGCGGGCAGAGCUCGGAAAAGUCGGCGAGAAAAACCAACAAAAAGGCAAAGGAAGCUUCAAACAGCACUGGAUGGUUUGGAGGCAUUUGGAGCACGUUCUCUCUCAAGCCCAAAAAUCAGAUGAAACUGCCUGAUGAUAAGGACCCUUCUAUAAUCUGGGACGAAAAGCUGGGUAAAUGGGUGAACAAGGAUGCCGAUGAAGAAGACGAGGCGGAGAAACUGAAACCGCCCCCCAAGGCAGCCGACAUUCCUGGGUUCCGGCCUGCCCCCCAGGCUCCCGCACCGGCCGACGGUGGGGUUCCAACGCACCCCAUGGCAGGUGGGGUCCCAACUCAUCCUAUGGCAGGUGGGGUACCAACACACCCCAUGGCAGGCGGGGUUCCAACACAUACCAUGGCAGGUGGGGUGCCAACUCACCCUAUGCAGUCUGCAGCUCCAGUAGCAGCUGUUAGCAAUCAGCCGCUGCAGCCUCUGACCAAUAACGGUGCGGCAAACGCUGCUCCCUCUGGGCCACCUUCUGUUAAUAUGUACAAAAUGAAGCGGGGUAAAGGCAUAAAAUCGAACUAUGUGAACGUGUUGGACGGCAUAAAGAACAGCAAUCACCAGCCACCACCCGGCCCUGAUUCCCUAAUGAUGCCCUCGGGACCAUCAUCUCUACCGCCCCCCACAAACAACUUCUUCAUUCCAGCCCCAAUGGAAGGCAACGAGAACGCGCCUAUCGACUUUCUCACUCCAUCCGGCCCUGUCAGCUACGAAUCGACAUCACAAAACAAAGGCCUAGACCAACAACAACCUGCUGAGAAGAAGACGAAAAGUGGCUUAACCUUUCUUGGUUUGUCACGAUGAAGAAUUGUUGAAGUUCGGCAGUAAUUAGGCCCCAUACGGCUCUCUACAACAAUCAGCCAGCUACUAUAGGUAGUCAAGGAGGAGUGCUAGGCAAUUCAAUUAGGACAUCAAAUUAUAAUAAUUUACGGUAUUUAUUUACCUAUGGUGAUUGUGUUGUUUUCGAUUUUUUUAAUAGACAAACAAUUUUUGCUGAAUUCACAAUCUGAGAGUACUUGACGAGAAGGUGCAAUAUAUUAGGUGAUUACGGCCUCAUUAUGAUAGUACUGUUUUAAACUAGGAUUGAACUGUGAAGUGGUACUGUACUGAUUUAUCUAGGCACUUUUUGAACAAUUUAUAUGAUAGUGUGAGAUUUGCUGGUAAUGAAGUGGCUGACUGCAUAGUUCGAAGGAAUUCACUUCAAGAAAGACUGCAACUGUUUAGUGAAUAGUUAGGCCUCACGUAUGAAAGUAUUUAUGAAUUGUGACAUUAAUGCUGAAGUUGAACUUUUGAUUAUUUUAUUCGUUUAUUGCUUUAUAUUCGAUCUUGCCCUUUAGAAAAAUUAAUGUUGAUCAAAUGUCUUACAAUAAUUUUGUUGAAAAACUAUACAAUAUGCUGAAUAACUGUGUAUCUUUUGUACAUUACAAACUCAUGUGAUUUUCUCUUCAAUUUCUGUUACAAUAUUUUCUAUUUAUCAAUAUCCAAUAAACUUCAAUAAUUAUAUUAUUUGAAUCCACUUUCAUUGUUGAAAUUCAUAUAUUUGUUUAUAGUUUAUAUCUAUUAUACUAAUCACCAGCUGUAAGCAGUCUGAUAUAACUGUGUAUCUUUUGUACAUUACAAACUCAUGUGAUUUUCUCUUCAAUUUCUGUUACAAUAUUCUCUAUUUAUCAAUAUCCAAUAAACUUCAAUAGUUAUAUUAUUCGAAUCCACUUUCAUUGUUGAAAUUCAUAUAUUUGUUUAUAGUUUAUAUCUAUUAUACUAAUCACCAGCUGUAAGCAGUCUGAUAUAACUGUGUAUCUUUUGUACAUUACAAACUCAUGUGAUUUUCUCUUCAAUUUCUGUUACAAUAUUCUCUAUUUAUCAAUAUCCAAUAAACUUCAAUAAUUAUAUUAUUUGAAUCCACUUUCAUUGUUGAAAUUCAUAUAUUUGUUUAUAGUUUAUAUCUAUUAUACUAAUCACCAGCUGUAAGCAGUCUGAUGAUAGAUAAUCAUAUCUCAUGUAAAAACUAAUAGGAAUUAUACAAUUAUUAAUUGUGAAUGUGUAAAAUAGAUUUUCUGAUUAAUGUAUUUUUGUGGAUCCCUUAUUACCAUGUCUACUGUGGUAUCAAUUGCUGUUGUAUAUCAAUUCGGAAACAAUUUGAAAACUGUUCAAGAUAUUAAUAUGUUUUGCUCUGUAAAAUUAAGUUGUCUGUAAUAUUUUGUUUCUUAAAGAUUACCGUACCUAUUUUUAUGUAUUGUCUUUCAUAUCGAAUGUGAAAAAGUAAGUUUAAAACAUUAUUUUACUAAUCUUUCCAUCCACAAAUUCUAUAUUAUUUAUUGUUUUAUGUGUCUAUGUCUAUUCAAAGAUGAUUUCUAAAAAAUAUUUGUUGAACUUUUCUUUAUUUUGUCGUAACGCACGAUUCCAGUAUCCUCAGCUCUGUAAAAAUUUUUCAAAGGUGUUUGAUCCAAAAUUUCAGAAGAUUCUACGAGUCUUGAUAAUCAUUUAAACUUGAAUGCUCAUUCAACAUAUUCAUGAACUGUAAUUUUUAUUCUCAACAUCACAGAUAGCAAAUUAAUUUUUCUGAGUAGUCCUGAAGGUGAUAUUGUGGUAGUUAUCCGUACUGAAUAUUAUUUUAUUCAGUAAUAAAUUAAUCCUUAUUCAAUAUCUCAGUAGAUUCUAAAUUUUAAUUUCUAGCAGAAUAGUUUAUAUACACAUUUUAUAUUGUUUAUUAUUGUGCUGUGUGUUUUUGUGUAUUCAUUUAGAUUCACACUAUUCUGGUGCUAAGGGUAUUCUUAGUGUAGAGAAAAUAAUAUUUUAUAUUCAAUCUUUUGCAAACAGUUCUAUAUCGUUGUAGUGCGUAGAAUAUCACCAAAUCACUAUAAGCUUUACACUUGUUCUGUGUGUUUAUUGGCUCAUAAAAUCAAUGUCGGUAAUUGCUCAUCAAUUAUUGUUAUUUGUAGCUUGAAUGUGUAGAUGUAAGUACUUAUAUUUGUUGAGACAAAUUUGCUUGAACAUUCUUUAGAAUUUUUAGAGCAGCUUCAAACUUGUGUUUCAUGUGGUUAUCAAUAUAAUUCUUGGGAAUGUUUUAAAUGUGGUGGAUUCACCGUUUGUGUGCGUUACUUAGAAUACAUUAUGAAACAAUAAUUAUUUUAUCUAUAAACCGGGAAUUGAAUUUAACUAUCAUGAUUCCAGUAAGCUACUAAAUUUGAUUUCUUCUUAAAAUCAAAAUAAUAACUUCCUCAACAAACCUUAUCUGUAACAAAAUAGAAUAGAGUGUAUAAAUUUGUGAUAUUUCAACAGAUACAAAUUUCUAAGCAUAUCGUAUAAUUCUUGUGUCGUAUCAUUGUGAAACUAGGUAAUUAUCUUGAAAAAUUAUCUCUCGUGGAGCAUUUAUUAUUUGGUAUAGAUUGUUUAAUUUAUUAUUUAAAUCUCGCCAAUUAAAAUUCCAUAUUUUGGUGCAGGCUCAGAAAUUUCUAUUAGCUGUAUUAUAAUAUUAUUAAAAUGUAGGUUAGAUAAUUAUGAUUUUUAAGGAUUUAACAACAUUGACACAAAAAAGGUGUGUCCAUACAUUUCAACCCUGGAUAAUAGGUUUGUUUUAAAAUAUCUUUCCUCUGUGAUUUGAAGAACACUUUGAUAUUUAUAAUGGUCUUACAAAUUCAAACACCAACAACAAUAAUGAAAUGGGAGGAUCUUUGAAUUCAAAUUUAAUGCAAUAAAUCAAACACUUGAACUAAAUUCAUUUGAUUAUUUGGAGCCAGAUAUUAGGAGAAACAAACAAUUUCUAUUAUAAGUUGCAAAUAUUAAGGAACUUUAAUAAAAAAUUAUCAGUUUGGUAAAUUUCUCAUAUAUUUUUCUUUCUCUUAUAUUAUAUUUUUUGUAGAUUCAAAGAUUUCUAUGGUGUUGUAAAUCAAUUUAUUGUAGAUGUAUAAUAUUGAGAGAUUUGUUGAAUAAGUAAUAAUUUUAUUAGUGAAUUUUGUAGUAUUCUAUAUUUGGUGAUGAGUUUUUAUUAUCGAAUAGGAUAAUGAUGAUAAAUUGAAGUGUAUAGCCUAAUGCAAGUUUUAAUAUGUUUCCCAUAGUAAUGUUAUACAUAAUCAAAUUAUUAUAUAUUAUUGUUUGGAUGUAAUAUUGUUGAAUAUAAUUGUUAUAAAUUAUG
This is a messenger RNA of Nilaparvata lugens (brown planthopper), 10114 nucleotides long. It is a transcript of the gene Sec16, whose product is annotated as protein transport protein Sec16A. The transcript has 29 exons. Lineage: Eukaryota; Metazoa; Arthropoda; Insecta; Hemiptera; Delphacidae. Gene Ontology annotation, biological process: autophagy; Golgi organization; COPII vesicle coat assembly. The coding region runs from base 97 to 6786 and encodes 2229 amino acids. The record is from RefSeq and is a predicted model, not a curated record. Gene Ontology annotation, cellular component: endoplasmic reticulum exit site; ER to Golgi transport vesicle membrane.